AUGCUGUCUGAUAGUCGUAAAAGAAGACAGAGCCGAUUCAGUACACCAGAAGUCAAUGAGUCUUUAAGGGAUAAACAAGAAACUAAACGUUUGGACCGCGAGGCUAGAAAGGCACUUAUUGACAGUCGUUAUAACUUUCUGAUUGAUAAGGUUUCGCUCCAUUUUAAGAUGGAAAAAGGUUUUAUUAUAGAUUGUCUUACGGAUGGAGAACAGGUAAGGCCAUCAUUGUGCUAUAUGUUUUCAGGUUCAUCUCAUUAA
Messenger RNA from Heterobilharzia americana, 258 nucleotides. The record is from the annotation of a GenBank genome assembly. NCBI's taxonomy places the organism in Eukaryota, Metazoa, Platyhelminthes, Trematoda, Strigeidida, Schistosomatidae.